AUGUCUUUAGAAGAACCGUUCGCCUCAAUCGAAGACGAAACCCCCACAAGCAACGCAUCAUGGGAGCGCCUGAGUCCGCGUGAGUUCUCACUGAGGCACGCGGGCAUGGGAAUCGCGACUGGGUACGCGCUGAUCAUAGCGGUGGGUUUGGUGGGCAAUGUGACACUCAUCCGCACCUUCUGCAGUGUUAAAUCCAUGCGCAACGUUCCCAACCUGUUCCUUUGCAGCCUGGCAUUAGGGGACGUGUUGCUUCUUGUUACCUGCGCGCCCGUGGAUGCCAGUCGGUACCUGGCUGAUGAGUGGCUGUUCGGAAGAACAGGGUGCAAACUCAUUCCCUUCAUCCAGCUUACGUCUGUUGGUGUGUCGGUGUUCACCCUCACAGCCCUGGCAGCCGACAGAUAUAAAGCCAUUGUUAAACCCAUGGACAUCCCAACAUCACAUGCCAUAACCAAGAUCUGUUUAAGAGCUUCUGCAAUUUGGCUUCUCUCUAUGAUUUUGGCUAUCCCUGAGGCUGUUUUCUCUGACCUGCAUACCUUUCACAUACCACUAACCAAUGAAACCUUCCAAACAUGUGCACCAUAUCCCCACACAGGGGACCUGCACCCCAAAAUUCACUCCAUGGCCUCUUUUCUGAUAUUCUACGUGAUCCCCCUCUUCAUCAUCUCAGUUUAUUACUUCUUUAUUGCAAGAAGCCUGAUUCGGAGUGCCAUUAAUAUUCCUGUGGAGGGAAAGAUGCCCAUCAGGAGACAGAUGGAGUCAAGGAAACGACUGGCCAAGACAGUUUUGGUGUUUGUGGGCCUAUUUGCUGUCUGCUGGCUUCCCAGCCAUAUCAUCUACCUGUACCGUUCCUACCAUUACUCCGAAGUGGACACUUCCAUGAUGCACUUUGUCGCCAGUGUGGCUGCACGCAUCCUGGCAUUCACCAACUCAUGUGUCAACCCAUUUGCCCUCUACUUGAUGAGCAAGAGCUUUCAGAAGCAGUUCAACCAAAAACUUUGCUGCUGCUCUCCUUUACUUCUCCACAAGCAAAGUACAGGACACACCAACACAUGCAUGAGCUCUCUGAAAAGUAUGCAGAAUCAAACCAUAGCCAGCUUUAGCCUCAUCAACAGUAACCACAGGUGCCAGGAGGUAUGCACCACAAGUGGUGUUUGA
Messenger RNA from Trichomycterus rosablanca, 1155 nucleotides. RefSeq names its product gastrin-releasing peptide receptor (gene grpr). NCBI's taxonomy places the organism in Eukaryota, Metazoa, Chordata, Actinopteri, Siluriformes, Trichomycteridae. The transcript is spliced from 3 exons. The coding region runs from base 1 to 1155 and encodes 384 amino acids. Gene Ontology annotation, biological process: G protein-coupled receptor signaling pathway. The record is from RefSeq and is a predicted model, not a curated record. Gene Ontology annotation, molecular function: neuropeptide receptor activity. Gene Ontology annotation, cellular component: plasma membrane.